This is a messenger RNA of Saccharomyces paradoxus, 1359 nucleotides long. RefSeq names its product guanine nucleotide exchange factor VPS9 (gene VPS9). Bases 1 to 1359 code for a protein of 452 amino acids. The record is from RefSeq and is a predicted model, not a curated record. Gene Ontology annotation, cellular component: endocytic vesicle; cytosol. The transcript has a single exon. Gene Ontology annotation, biological process: vesicle-mediated transport. Lineage: Eukaryota; Fungi; Ascomycota; Saccharomycetes; Saccharomycetales; Saccharomycetaceae. Gene Ontology annotation, molecular function: guanyl-nucleotide exchange factor activity; ubiquitin binding; small GTPase binding.
AUGACAGAGGAUAAAAAGAGUGAGAUAUUGAAGGAAUUUGACCCUUUCAACCAAUUGGAACCUACAAAGAAUGGCAACCCGGAUAAAGAUGUGGUAUAUCAGAAGGAUGAUGCUGUUAAAGCAGUGGCAGGAGAAACCAACACGGACAUUUCCGCCCAAGAAAGGGGAGAUGAGGAGCCGUUUUAUGACUUUCAACUGUUUAUCAAACAGCUUCAAACCCCCGGUGCAGAUCCUCUAGUUAAAUAUACGAAAUCAUUCUUACGCAACUUCUUGGCGCAAAGACUUCUAUGGACGGUCAGUGAAGAAAUAAAACUCAUCAACGACUUUAAGACUUUCAUCUACGAUAAAUUCACUCUAUACGAGCCUUUCAAAAGUCUUGACAAUUCUAAAACCAGGAAUGCCAAGGAGGGUAUGGAAAAGUUAAUUAUGGGGAAGCUAUAUUUCCGCUGUUUUUCACCAAGUCUUUACGAAAUUUUGAAGAAGACAUUAGAUGAUGAGCACAUGAAAGAUCUGAACGAUGAUGACACCUUGCUAGAAAAGAUCAAACAUUAUAGAUUCAUAAGCCCGGUUAUGUUGGAUAUUCCUGACACCAUGCCGGAUGCCAGGCUGAAUAAGUUUGUCCAUUUGGCAAGUACAGAGUUGGGCAAGAUAAAUAGGUUUAAGUCCCCAAGGGAUAAGAUGGUUUGCGUUUUAAAUGCCAGUAAAGUGAUAUUUGGUUUACUGAAACAUACCAAGUUGGAACAAAACGGUGCAGACAGCUUUAUACCUGUACUAAUAUACUGCAUUUUGAAGGGGCAAGUACGAUACCUAGUUUCGAAUGUGAACUACAUCGAGAGAUUUAGAUCAUCAGAUUUCAUUCGGGGUGAAGAAGAAUAUUACUUGAGCAGUCUCCAGGCUGCUGUUAACUUCAUCAUAAACUUGACCGAAUCGUCUUUAACUAUUGAAGAUCGCAAAGGGUUUGAAGAGGAAUACCAAAGAAAUUUGAAACAAAUAGCAGAAGAAAAAGAGGAAGAAGAGAAGAAAAAACAAUUAGAGGUACCGGAUGAUCUGCAAUCCAAUGGCGCUUUACUAAAACCUUUAGAUGAAGUUACCAACAUUGUAAUUUCCAAAUUCAAUGAACUGUUUUCACCAAUUGGAGAACCUACACAAGAGGAGACAUUGAAAUCUGAACAAAGCAGCAAAGAAGAAGACGUUUCUUUGUUGAUCAAGAAAAUUGAAGAGAACGAACGUAGGGACACGUUGAAGACUUUACAGAAUAUGUUUCCUGACAUGGAGCCAAGCCUGAUAGAGGAUGUUUGUAUUGCUAAGAAAUCACGUAUUGGACCCUGUGUUGAUGCUCUACUUUCCCUAUCAGAAUAA